AUGAAUGAGAAACGUUCGUCUCCUGUGCGCACAGACGGCCGGGUCUGGCAGCCGUGGGAUGAGCUGGCCUGCCACUGGCCCAUCGCACUGAAGAUCCGGCAGGGCAACCGGACUCUCAGCUUGGAGGAAGCGGCCCUGGGGCAGAACGGAUUCCCGGCUCGGCUGCAGGUCACGCUGGAGGUGGAGGGAGAUCGCUUUCUGGUGGAUUUGGAGCGGAAUUGGGAGCUGCUGGCGGGUGCCAAGGGACUGGCAUAUUACCUUCCCGAUGGAACCAGGGCGAUUCAUCGGACCAGCCCAGAGGAGAAUUGCUGUUAUCGGGGUAGCAUCGAGGGAUUUCUUGAAUCUUGGGCCAAUAUCUGCAUUUGCUCAGGUCUAAGUGGUCUCCUGGCUGUGUCCAGAGAGCGAAGCUACAGCCUCGAGUCCCGUGUCAAGGGGAACGUGACGGAUCACAGAGCCUACAGACUUCGUGCAGUCAGACACGGCACAGGAGAAUGCAGGCCAGUUUCUCUGUCCCAUGGACAGCUUCAUUCACAGCCGGAGCAACCUCUGCUACGUAGGGGUAAGCGGCAGGCGGAACCCGAACAUGGAUACGUGGAACUGGUGAUGGUGGCUGACCAUGCCGAGUUUGAGCUGUAUUUCGACCUCAACCAAGUCCAGAUGCGGAUGCUGGAAAUCGCUAGCCAUAUGGACGGGUUUUACCGUCCGCUGGGCCUGCGGGUGGCGCUCGUGAGCGGCGAAGUCUGGAACAAGCAAGACCAGGUGUCGAUGGAGGGGCAUCCCCACGUGGUGCUGGAGCGCUUUCUACGCUGGAGGCAGCAGGCACUCCUGCCGAAGGUCCCGCAUGACAGUGCCCAGCUUAUUACCCAGCGCCGGCGGCAUCCUCAGCGCCCGAGCCUGCCUGCUUCGGCAGGAAGCCCCACGGUGUGCAAAGAGGCGGCCGCUCAGGUGUGCAGGACAGCGGCCGAGAGCCGCUCUGCCCAGCAGCGCCCGCCGGCGCAGCCUCCAUUCACAAAGGGGGCCGCCGAGCGGCCGAGGAAGCGCCCAAACUGCCCGCGCCACGCCAGGAGGCGGCCCCAGCAGAGCCACGAAAAGUCCUGCGCGGUGUGGGGGUGCACGGGGAGAGCGGGCGCGUGCGUCGGGGGAAGAGACCUGCCCGCCCGGUUCCCGCCACCCUCGCGCACUCUCCCCCCUUUCCCUGCCUCCCCCGGGUCUAGGAGACGCUCGCUGUCCCCUCAGAAGCCGGUGAUGGCCGUGGCGGGAAGCCGCUGUGGCACCAAAGGCAAGCCGUGGGGCGCGCGGGAGGAGGUUGCGGGAUUCACCAGGGGGCGUCCGCUGCUGCUGCUGCACAGCCCCAAGCGGCUGAAGCUGAGGGCAGCGACGGCAGAGCCCGAGCUUGCUCCCGCGGCGCAGGUGGGCGGUGGGCGGUGGCGGCGGCAGCCUGGCUCCCUUCUCUGCCAGUCUGCUCUGCUUACCCCCACGUGCCGGCAGAGAGGGCUCAGCAUGCCAAGUCGGGCACACGUGCCGGGCUCCCCACUAACCGGUGGCAUGACAGGGGUGUCCACUCAUGCUUCCAUCUGCUCCAGGCGCUCAGGAGGGAUCAGCAUGGACCACUCCGUCAGCCCGCUGGUCAUGGCUUCCACCCUCUCCCACCAACUAGGCCACAACCUGGGCCUCAGCCACGACGGUGCCAGUUGCGGCUGCGACGGGUCCAGCCCCAACCUUCCCCCGGGCCGUAGCUGCAUCAUGGAGCCACCGGGGUUGUUGCCCGGCCUGAGUUUUAGUCGUUGCAGCCGCCAGCAGCUCCAAGAGAUCCUCCAGAGCAACAGGGUCUGGUGUCUUCGGGACGUGCCUGAGCCGACCCGCCUGACCAAGCCCCGCUGUGGGAACCACCUUGUGGAAUCGGGGGAAGAAUGCGACUGCGGUCUCCGACAGGAGUGUACAGAUCCGUGUUGCGAUGCAAUCACAUGCCAGCUGGUGCCCGGAGCUCAGUGUGCCACGGGGGGAGGCUGUUGCCACAAAUGCAAGCUCCGGGGGGCUGGUUUUGUCUGCCGUGGAGCCCAGAAGGAGUGUGACCUUCCCGAGUUCUGCGAUGGUGUCUCCCCCCGUUGCCCCACCAACGUCCACAAACAGGAUGGGACGCCCUGCGCGGAAGGCGAGGCCAUUUGCUAUGGAGGGGCCUGCCCCACUUACUUGGGUCAGUGCCAGGAACUUUGGGGUCCAGGUUCGGUCCCCGUCUCUGACGCCUGCAUGGCUUCUCUGAAUGGCAGGGGCGACCUGGAGGGCCAUUGCGGGCAGCAUCUUAACGGCUCCUAUGUUUCUUGUGCCCACCGGAACUCUCGGUGUGGACGACUGCAGUGCCAAGGGGGCAGCGCCAACCUCACGAAGCAAAACAAGGUCGGGGCCUCGCCCGCCUGCCCGCAUAACACCCCCUCUCCUGCAGACGACGUUCUCGAUCUGGCCAUGGUUUUGCCGGGUACCGCUUGUGGGCCUGACAAGUUCUGCAUUGAUCAGCGGUGCCAGGAUCUACCCGCGCUGAAGUUUCCAGUCUGCCUUUGCAACGGGCAUGGGGUGUGUAACAACCAAGGAAACUGCCAUUGCCAGCCAGGUUGGGCACCCCCGGACUGCCGGAACAGUGGCCGAGGAGGCAGCGUAGACAGUGGCUCGCCUGCUGUGGAGCGAGGCAGUGCCACCUCGACGGCCCUCAUCCUGAGCAGCCUCCUCCUCGUCCUGCUUUUAGUCUUCGGGCUGUAUUUCGCCAAGCGAGUCGGUCUGCACAAACGCCUCUGCCAGCUCGGCAAGGGCACGAGCUGCCAGUACAGUGCGGAGGCAGAGUCCCGGGUGCAAUUCCUCCACCCGUCUGAACAGAGAGGGAUCACCCAGCCUGAACCCCGAAGUUACAGCCGGGCCCCCCCGGAGCGGCCCCAACCCCCCCAGUGGAGGCAGAGCUCUGAACUUCAGCUGAUGCCGAGCAGUAAGCCCACCCCCCUUGACGACACACGGCCCGAUCCUCCGUCCAAGCCACUGCCGCCUGACCCGAUCCCAAAGGGUCAACAGGCUGCGGCCACAGACAGGCCAGUGCCUCCCACGCGCCCGCUGCCCGCCGACCCCAUUCCUAAAGCCGCACAGCCCCCUGGCCCCGCCAAGCCCCCGCCUCCCCGGAAACCGCUGCCUUCCGACCCACCCCGGACGGAGCCGUCUGCCGUGCCUACCUACAGUCCUCAGGUCCUGAUGCUGCCGCCCAGGCCGCCGCCGCCUCCUCCUCCUCCCCCCACGUCGUCGGCUGGUCUCCCAACGCAUGUCCAAGAAGCCUAA
Molecule: messenger RNA, 3312 nt
Organism: Euleptes europaea (tarantolino)
Lineage: Eukaryota; Metazoa; Chordata; Lepidosauria; Squamata; Sphaerodactylidae
Gene: ADAM15
Product: ADAM metallopeptidase domain 15
Exons: 26
Coding region: 1-3312 (1103 amino acids)
Biological process (GO): innate immune response; proteolysis; integrin-mediated signaling pathway
Molecular function (GO): integrin binding; metalloendopeptidase activity
Source: RefSeq, a predicted model, not a curated record